Molecule: messenger RNA, 638 nt
Organism: Mycena citricolor
Lineage: Eukaryota; Fungi; Basidiomycota; Agaricomycetes; Agaricales; Mycenaceae
Source: the annotation of a GenBank genome assembly
AGCUCCUGCCUACCGGAUAGAACAUGUUGGCCUUCACUGCUCUUGCCCUCUCCAGCGUGCUUGCCGUUGCGAAUGCACACUUCCAACUCCAAUUCCCGCCGCCCCGGGGAGUCUUUGUUCAAGACUCCGAGCCCACUUUCUGUGAUGGUUACAAUUCGCCCGCCAACCGGACAUCCUUCCCGCUCACUGGGGGCUUCCUGACUCUGAACUCCGAGCACCCCUCCUGGACUGCUGGGAUCUUUGCCACGAGCAAGGCCAACCCGACGAACUUCUCCGACUUCUCGACGACCGUCACGAACUUCUUCCAGGACACCGGAGAGGGUGUAUUCUGCUUCCCGAUCAAUCUCUCCUCCUUCUCCGACGGACAAAACGUAACGAUCGAGGUUAUCUUCAAUGGCGGAGAUGGCCAGCUUUACCAAUGCGCUGAUUUGACAGUCUCCAAGUCUGCCACGAUCGCCUCCGACAUAGCAUGCACCAAUGCCACUUCGUCCGGGAGCUCGGCUGCUGCAUCAGCUAGCCGCACAGCCACUGGUUCAGCCGCCACAUCCUCGACGACAGCCCCGUCUGCAGGACAGCGUAUCCAAGCCAGCGUGUUUGGACUCGGACUCGCUGCUUUGGCGAUCGCAUUUGUUGCCUAA